ACGACGACGAGGAGGAGGAGCAGCAUUAGUGUUUUUCACUGCAGCCAGCCAGUGUAUGAUGGGGCAGAUUCAGCAGCAGUGGAUCCAAGAGUCCGGACUUGGUUUAAUCAGAAUCACUGCUCAGCUUUUAUUCAGAGAGAUCAUCUCAGUCAUGGAUAUUUCAGAACCCACCAAUCCUAACAUCUAGAACCUACAGAACAUCUUUCACAUUCAUAAGGACUGCUUCAUAUCUUCUGCUACGAAUUAUCUGUUUUCAGUUCCUCAUAGUUUGUUUCAGUUGUCAGCACCAUAGUAGACUCCAACAUGGUGCAGAAGUAUCAGUCCCCAGUGAGGGUGUACAAACAUCCUUUUGAACUGGUCAUGGCAGCAUAUGAGAGGAGGUUUCCCACCUGUCAUCUGAUCCCCAUGUUCGUGGACAGUGAUGUGAUCAGUGAGGAGACCAGUGAGGAUCAAUCUUUUCAUAAGAUUGAGAGGAGGUGUAAACUUGACGUGGAUGCACCACGACUCCUCAAACGGAUUGCAGGUGUGGAUUAUGUCUACUUCAUUCAGAAGAACUCGCUGAACCACAGAGAAAGAACUCUUCAUAUUGAAUCUCACAAUGAAACCUUCUCCAACAGAGUCAUCAUUCACGAACUCUGCUGUUACUCGGUUCACCCAGAAAAUGAAGAAUGGACAUGUUUUGAACAAUCUGCCAGUCUGGACAUCAAAUCUUUCUUUGGUUUUGAGAGCACAGUGGAGAAGAUCGCCAUGAAACAAUAUGCCAGCAGCAUCAAAAAGGGUAAAGAGAUUAUUGAAUACUACCUGAGGGAGCUAGAGGAAGAAGGUAUAACUUACGUACCUCGGUGGACCCCUUGCCCACCAUCACCCACAAAGCCCAUGGUGCCAGUUGUUGUCCCUGCAUUGCCUAUCACUCCCACAAUCACCAUUGAAGCCCCUCCUGAGAGCGUGAAUGAGAUUCAAGUGUGUAAAGAGGGCAGCAGUCCUCCGGGCAGCCUGAACGACGCCCUUGUAGCCAGUCCAGAUGAUAAACUGGAUGCAGACUACAUCAAACGUUAUCUGGGUGACCUCACACCACUUCAAGAGAGCUGUCUGAUUCGCCUGCGACGCUGGUUGCAGGAAACACACAAGGGCAAGAUCCCAAAAGAUGAGCAUAUUCUACGGUUCCUGCGUGCACGGGACUUCAACAUAGAUAAGGCACGGGAGAUCCUUUGCCAGAGUCUGACCUGGAGGAAGCAGCAUCAGGUGGACUAUCUCCUGGAUACCUGGAGCUCUCCUCAGGUGUUGCACGAUUACUACACCGGAGGCUGGCACCACCAUGACAAGGAUGGCCGACCUCUGUAUAUCUUGCGCCUAGGACAUAUGGACACUAAAGGACUAGUUCGAGCACUUGGAGAAGAAUCCCUGCUCAGACAUGUGCUGUCAAUCAAUGAAGAGGGUCUGAGACGCUGUGAGGAGAACACCAAAGUUUUUGGUCGGCCAAUUAGUUGUUGGACAUGUCUUGUCGAUCUUGAGGGGCUUAAUAUGAGGCAUCUGUGGCGUCCUGGAGUCAAAGCUCUGCUGAGGAUCAUUGAGGUGGUGGAGGCCAAUUACCCAGAGACCCUGGGCCGUCUACUCAUCCUCCGAGCACCCAGAGUCUUUCCUGUCCUGUGGACACUGGUGAGCCCUUUCAUAGAUGAGAAUACACGAAAGAAGUUCCUGAUUUAUGCAGGAAAUGACUACCAGGGUCCUGGCGGUCUUGUGGACUACAUUGAUAAAGAGAUCAUCCCUGACUUCCUUGGAGGAGAGUGCAUGUGUGAAGUGCCAGAGGGUGGCUUGGUUCCCAAAUCUUUGUACAGAACUGCAGAAGAACUGGAGAAUGAUGAGAUAAGGCUGUGGACAGAAACUAUUUACCAGAGUGCCAGCAUCUUCAAAGGAGCACCACAUGAGCUACUGAUUGAGAUCAUUGAUGCCUCCUCAGUCAUCACUUGGGACUUUGAUGUAUGUAAAGGUGAUGUGAUCUUUAAUAUCUACCACUCUAAAAGAGCUCCACAGCCGCCAAGGAAAGAUCCACUGGCUACCCAUGGCAUCACCUCUCCUGCAGGCAACAAUGUGCAGCUUAUAGAUAAAUCCUGGCUGCUAGGGCAGGACUACAGCAUGGUGGAGUCACCCCUCACCUGCAAAGAGGGAGAAAGUGUGCAGGGUUCACAUGUGACACGAUGGCCAGGUUUCUAUAUUUUGCAAUGGAAGUUCCACUCUAUGCCAGCAUGCGCCACCACAAACCUACCUCGUGUGGAUGAUGUUUUGGCUACUCUACAGGUGUCCUCUCACAAGUGCAAAGUGAUGUACUACACUGAGGUUCUGGGCUCAGAGGACUUUAGAACGGCUUGCUGCGAUGUGCAGAGUUUUUCCGUUCCAGAAGAGUGACAACAUUUGUUUUAGGGGUGGGUUGUAUUUUGCAUUAAAGCAUGUGAAUGACUGGAGUGCAUUUUGAUUCAGGCAUGCAAAUUUUCUUUUUAUAUAUUUAAAAUUGUAAAGAUUUACAUUGUACUUUAAAAAGUUUGUUUUGUGUAUCGUUUACAGCAUCAGACUUGGUGUGAAAAAGCCUUAACAUGGCGGUUAUGUGAGCUUUAUGUAGGCAGAUGAAUAAGGUAUUCUAAAGCCAGGAAGAACAGGAACAUUGAAUACUAAUAAAAUGCUCUUGCUAGAUGCUUGCCAAAUGUUUUUGCAGAUCACAGGCUACCUUAGUUGAUUGUGUAAGCAGUGUACGAUAUUUACUUUUUGCCUACCAGCCAAUGAAUGUCCAAGACAAACAAAUGUGUUUCAAGUGUGUGUUUUUGUUUAAGCAACAGCAAAAAAACAAAACAAAAAACAACAACAAAAAGUCUUAGGGCUGGUAAAUAAACAGGAAAAAAACAAACAAACAAAAAAACCUCUGCCUGUAAGAUUUACAUCAUUUGAGAGAAAUUUUAAUUUUCAGUACAUUCAAUUUUAAUGUCAAAUAUGAGAAAAGGCAAAUACUUCUUUUAUUUGGCUUUGUUUGGCUUUUUUUCUAACUGCAUGUCCUCCUUAAAGGGGUCUUAGCAUGCUAAGUUCACUUUUUCAUGUUGUUUGAACAUUAAUGUGUGUUGGCAGUGUAUGUACAAAUCUACCCUAUAAUGAUAAAAAUCCAUGCAGUGGUUUUUAAUUAAUCUGUAAAAAUAAUAUUCCCUUUUUCAAAUCGAGCCGUUCUCAGAUGCCUGUCGGUGUGCCGUCACACUGACAGAGGCUGCUCCCACGAUAGUUGAUUGACAUGAGCUCUUACCUCAGACCAGCUGUCACAGUCCAGUAACUUUCCUUGUUUCGAUGCCGAAGCAGGGAUUUAAGUUAGACAAGAGUAUCUCAGAUUGAGCGAUUGAGAUGUUGUGUUGCUGGAUGUAAUAAUUAACAUAGUGGUCGUCAUUUACUCCCGACAUCUGAGCCGCUGAAGAUGCAGUGGAUUACAUUUGUUUGUGAAGGGAAUGCGCCUCCCGAUCUACAUAUAUCCGUCUAUGUUCACGCGAAUCAUUCGUGAUCCAGCUUCACUUACAGCAGAAGUGUGUAUAAGCGUUUUUUUUAUGAAUCUUUGCGAUCACCUUUCCUUAUAACGUGGUUGUUAGGAAGUUUAGUUGCUAAACGCGGCUAAACGUUGCUAAACGCGGCUAAAUCCGGCUAAAGUAAACAAGAUCGUCAUUCCACAGAGAGAAGAGAGGGGUGGGGUGAGCAGAGCUCAUUUGCAUUUAAAGGAACAACCCCGUAGAAUGAGAUGAUUUUUGCAGAGCUUAUUUUGACAAGGUAGAAAGGGUGUCUUACAAAACCAUUGAGAAUUUUUUAAUCAAAGUAUAUUAGAGACUUUUCAUUAAGACCCUAAAGAAUCAUAUCAACUUGUGGAAAAUGGGCAUCCGAUGACCCCUUUAAGAUCUGGGUGUUUAACUGUAUAUGAACACAGAUACAACCAAUUAGCAUGAGGGGGUGUGGCUUACAGGUUCAAAUUAAAUUAUUCUAUCUAGACAUUUUCCCUAAACUUUUUUUCUAACAGAAUUUUAUUUACAGUCUUUAGGAUUAAUAAUUUCUCACAUGCU
This is a messenger RNA of Labeo rohita (rohu), 4076 nucleotides long. RefSeq names its product SEC14-like protein 1. The transcript has 17 exons. Gene Ontology annotation, molecular function: RIG-I binding. Bases 304 to 2403 code for a protein of 699 amino acids. Gene Ontology annotation, cellular component: cytosol; cytoplasm. Gene Ontology annotation, biological process: negative regulation of RIG-I signaling pathway. NCBI's taxonomy places the organism in Eukaryota, Metazoa, Chordata, Actinopteri, Cypriniformes, Cyprinidae. The record is from RefSeq and is a predicted model, not a curated record.